Polistes dominula (European paper wasp) is the source of this 3494-nucleotide messenger RNA. Its product is annotated as potassium voltage-gated channel protein Shaw. Lineage: Eukaryota; Metazoa; Arthropoda; Insecta; Hymenoptera; Vespidae. Gene Ontology annotation, biological process: protein homooligomerization; action potential; potassium ion transmembrane transport. The record is from RefSeq and is a predicted model, not a curated record. Gene Ontology annotation, cellular component: presynaptic membrane; postsynaptic membrane; axon terminus. Gene Ontology annotation, molecular function: delayed rectifier potassium channel activity; protein binding.
AGCAGCAGCAGAAGCGCACUCGGCGUGUUUCGACGUCGUUGAAGCGUCGCUCGCGUCGACGACGGUUUCAGUCUGAUCCGUGCGCGCGAGUAGAGAAACACGACGCUCGCUCCGCGUUACCAACACCAUCACCACCACCACCACCACCACCACCACCACCACUACCACUUUCAUUUUUAUCUCCAUUUUUUAUUAUUAUUAUAUUCCUAUCGUCCGUCAUUUAUAUCACAUUCUCGUGUCGGUAAACAAUGUGCGAGAGGAUUUAGACAACGAGUAUAGCAGAGGCGUAGUCGAGGUUACGAAAAAAUAACAAAGGAAUAAAAGAACAAGUACAAGUGUACGAAGAAGGGAACAAAAUCGCUAUGGGGAAGGUGUACGAUACAAACAGCGAGUGCCGUCGCUGAGAAGAUGCCACCGAGGAGGAAGUACGAGACAUGAAGAGACCGCGACCAAGGGAAAGGUGGGUUUCUUCGAGCCAGGGCAGGCGGUAGCAGAGCCGUGAUCAAAAUGAACCUGAUUAACAUGGACGCGGAGAACCGCGUGGUUCUUAACGUGGGUGGGAUCCGGCAUGAAACAUAUAAAGCAACCUUGAAAAAGAUCCCAGCAACUAGGCUCUCGAGGUUGACCGAAGCCCUUGCAAACUAUGACCCGAUCCUGAACGAGUACUUCUUCGACAGGCAUCCAGGAGUUUUCGCACAGGUUCUCAAUUAUUAUCGUACCGGAAAACUUCAUUAUCCAACUGACGUUUGCGGACCGUUAUUCGAAGAGGAACUCGACUUUUGGGGUCUUGAUUCUAAUCAAGUUGAACCUUGUUGUUGGAUGACCUAUACUCAGCAUCGGGACACACAGGAAACGCUGACGGUCCUGGACAGGUUGGAUUUGGACACUGAAAAACCUACGGACGAGGAACUGGCUAGAAAGUUUGGCUUCGAGGAAGCAUAUUACGAGGGCACCCUCACCUGGUGGCAAAAGCUCAAGCCUCAAAUGUGGUCGCUCUUCGAUGAACCCUACUCCUCUCCUACCGCCAAGGUAAUCAGCAUAGUUUCGGUCUUCUUCAUCUGCAUCUCCAUAUUGUCAUUCUGCCUGAAGACUCAUCCCGACAUGCGCGUACCAGUAAUAGUUAAUCGUUCGGUGAAGACGGGAAACUCUACUUCAUGGGUGUUAGACAAGACACGCACGAACGCCCACGAUUUCUUCUUCUACAUCGAGUGUGUCUGCAACGCAUGGUUUACCCUGGAGUUCCUUAUAAGAAUAACGGCUAGCCCAAAUCGUUGCGUAUUUAUUAAAAGUUCGGUCAAUUUGAUCGACAUGGUAGCUACAUUGAGUUUCUACCUUGAUUUGGCGUUGCAAAGAUUCGCAUCGCAUUUGGAAAACGCAGACUUUCUUGAAUUCUUGAGCAUAAUACGUAUAAUGAGACUGUUCAAGCUUACCCGUCAUUCGUCCGGCCUGAAGAUUCUGAUCCAAACAUUCCGUGCCUCGGCGAAGGAACUUACCCUUCUGGUAUUCUUUUUAGUCCUCGGCAUCGUUAUAUUCGCAAGUCUGGUUUAUUAUGCCGAGAGGACCCAAUCUAAUCCGCAAAACGACUUCAAGAGCAUACCUCUCGGUUUAUGGUGGGCUCUGGUAACGAUGACCACGGUUGGUUACGGGGAUAUGGUACCGAAGACAUACGUGGGGAUGUUCGUAGGUGCGCUAUGCGCCCUGGCCGGUGUCCUCACGAUCGCCCUGCCGGUGCCCGUGAUCGUCAGCAACUUUGCGAUGUAUUACAGUCACACGCAGGCGCGAGCCAAGCUACCAAAGAAGAGACGUCGAGUUUUACCGGUCGAACAGCCAAGGGUUAGAGCACCGGGUGCGCCUCCCGGUGUUGGACCAGCUGGCAUUGGUGCUCCUGGUGUUGGUAGUACCGUUGCUGGACCUCCUGGUGUCGUCGGAGGACACGGACCAACUAGCCAACAUGCCACGACUGGUGGAGGGGGCCCUCCGUCCUCUGGCGCCACGCACGGACAGCAACCGACCGGUGGUUGCCCUCCUCCUCAUCAGGGGCCUCAGAAUCGUAGGAUGAACGCCAUCAAGACCAAUCAUCCCAAGGAUCCGUUUGCUACCAAAUCAGUCGAUUUCCCUUUUUCUCGUACGGUGGGUUCCAGAGGAAGACCGGAGGAACUCUAACCUGCGGACCAACGGGACCAAGACUACCGGAGGUUUGGGUUAAGCCGAUACCAAGGCUACUCUCCACUGCCGAUGCGUUCGCCGAACGGAAAUAGAAGAAGAAGAAGAAGAAGAAAAGGAGGAUGACAGAGUCGAAGGUUAGAGGGAACAGCUCGCAAGUCCGUUCGAUGAUCGAUUAACUUUGCGGACAUUAUUAUACCGAAAGACAGUUUAGCAACUUUCUUUCCCUCUCACUCGUUCCUUCGCUCAUUCGCUCCUUCGCUCGCUCAUUCGUUCUCUCUCUCUCUCUUUCUCUCUCUCUCUCUCUCUCUCUCUCUCUCUCUCUCUCUGAUAAACGUAAAACAAGCACGAUAUCGAAGUAAAAUCUCUGAUCUCUUCGUCGUUACAAACAAAUAUUUAACAAUAUUUAUUAACUCAAUUUUAUCUUUCGUUAAGUUCAUUAUUUUGAAAUAACGCGGUAGGAAACGCAACGCUCAUUAAAUAUCGUAGAUAGGUUAUCCUCUUUACGUAAUAAUAGGAUUGAGGUCAAGGGGAAAAAAGAAAAAGAAAAAGAAGAAGAAGAAGAAAAAGAAAAAAAAGUAACGUGUAAUCGUGAGAAACUUUGAAAAGGGUGAACGACGAGUCAGUCUGUAAGUUGGAAGAAAGAAAGAAAGAAAGAAAGAAAGAAAGAAGUCAAAUGAAAAUAAAAGGAGGUCGAAUAUACGGAUUUCUUUUGGUUCAUUCGAGUUGUCGUCGUGACUCCUUUGACUAUUGCACGUUUCAAAUGAACAGAGAGCUUAUAUAUCGAUACAUUCCAAUACGCAACAAGGAUUACGCGUAAGCGACCGUUUAUACCCAUCCGUUACGGAAUGCAUGUUAUAGUCUAAGGUCGAACUAGGAAUGUGUAUCGAACGUUUGAGAUUUUCCAAUAUCGGCAUACUCGUUCGUUUCCGUCCGACGCAUUUGCGGACUCUCUGCCGCAGCUCGUUGGCCCCAUCCAAAACCAGCGUGAUUUUAGACUUACGAAUACGGUUCGGUACAUAUGAAAUCGAUAUACAUAUAUAUAUACAUAUAUAUGGGGUGAGGUAUUUCAAUCGAAAUAUCUACGUUAUUUAUGGGUCUUAUAGAACAAGUCUUUAAGAUAAAAAUUGCAUACACUAUUUGAACAGUUCUCGUGUAAAAAGAAGAUAAAUUUAUUCCAAUGAAAUCAUGGUUUUUUCUUUCUUUUUCUUGUUCUUUUUAAUGUACCAUUCGAUAAAGCUCCGAUAUUUUUUGUUUAGAAAUGAGUUGAGAAAAUAAUGAGCUCACGCACAUAUGUCGAUAUUUUAAUUGAAAUAUUGCUAAAAAUGUAA